This is a messenger RNA of Daphnia pulex (common water flea), 1944 nucleotides long. RefSeq names its product acyl-coenzyme A diphosphatase NUDT19-like. Gene Ontology annotation, cellular component: mitochondrion. Bases 113 to 1204 code for a protein of 363 amino acids. Gene Ontology annotation, molecular function: hydrolase activity, acting on acid anhydrides, in phosphorus-containing anhydrides. The transcript has 4 exons. Lineage: Eukaryota; Metazoa; Arthropoda; Branchiopoda; Diplostraca; Daphniidae. The record is from RefSeq and is a predicted model, not a curated record.
UUAUCUUUUCAUUUGGUAGCAGACGAAAAUAGCUCACUUAAAAAUGUUUUGAUACCGGGAAUGCUGUAAGUCAAUAAUCCAUUGUAUUCAUUCAUUUACUUCUAUAGUAAUCAUGGGGCCGGUCUCAUGGAAAAAUGCGUCCACUUUGAUCGUAUUAGCUCGAAAUCGCCUAAGUCAGGCAACGCACAUUAAAGCCAAUGAACAACAAAAACAGCUGCCUGAUUACAGUUGUAUGUUAUUGAAGCGUAGUUCUCAAAGCAAAUUCUUUGCAAAUGCCUUUGUGUUUCCUGGAGGAGCCAUCGAGGUUGCAGACUUCUCACCAUCUUGGCUAGAGCAUUUCAAUGAAAAUGGCUUUAAUCGAGAAAAGUUGACAUCUGAAUUUGUUGUUUCUAAGCAUGACAAAGUCCCGCUGUAUGGCAAUGCUCCACACCCAGAUUGCAUUCCUGAAGUAGGUUACCGUAUCAGUGCCAUCAGAGAAACAUUCGAGGAAACAGGUGUUUUGUUCUGUAAACCCAUUCAAAGUCAUAAACAGUCCAACAACGUCCUUAAAAUUGACGAUUUAAUCGAAUGGCAAAAACGUGUUCAUCAUAACCCAGAAGAGUUUCUUCUCUUGUGUAAAAAGUAUUUUUUGCUUCCCGACCUUUGGUCAUUGUAUGAAUGGUCCAACUGGCUUACCCCUGUUAACAUGGGGCCAAAAAGAUACGACACCAUAUUUUAUAUUUGUGUUGUCGACGAUUUACCUGACGUGCGAAUCGACGGAUGCGAGAUCAUCGAACUUUUGUGGGCUGAUCCGUGUAGCGCGGUUUGGAAGCACGUGCAAGGCCACAUUUGGUUGGCUCCGCCUCAACUGUAUGAACUCAGCAGAUUAGCGCAAAUCAAUAGCGCCGAAGACUUGAAAAUAUUUUCCAAGAAAAGGCAGCUGGACGGUAUCGAGCGUUGGCUUCCCAUCCGCUGCAAAACCAAGAAUGGGCACAUUAUGACAAUACUUCCGGGUGAUUCGCUUUACCCUGAAACCGAAGAUACCCCUAGUGCAGAUAUCGAGGAAGAUGAUUCCAGCUCCGAAGCCACGUCAAAGAACAGGAUUAGUUUUUUCAGUCCAAAACUCUUCCGCAUUGGUUGUAACAUCGUCGAUCCACGCGGUCAUAAGCAGCCCAGAGAUUUACCCGAGGAAAUAAAUGACAGCACUCUUCAAUCGAAUAUGUAAAUGACUCAUCAAAAAAGGUAAUACAUAAAAACAGUCGUUAAAAAAAUCCUCAGCUCUGCGUAUAAACUGUCAAUAUUCACUUGAAAUCUUCUUCGAAGAAGGAAAAAGUGCCAAAACUGCAUUUGUUAUCGUUAAAUGCUCGUUUUUCUUGAUAAAUGAUGUACACAUUUGCUUCGUUUCUGUAUACUGUGCAGCUAGAAAUGAAUAAGGCAGUGUGACAUAUUCGAGAAAACUUUCACCCAUCCUCAUUUGCCCUGCAGGAGGUCGUGAUCACAUCUUUUUGGUGUGUACGUACGGUGAAAAUUGUAUGCUUUUGUGAUAACGUCCCUCUGCAUGACUAGAUGCAUAGCGAUAUCCAACUUGAUGUCAUCUAACUUUCCACUUUGGUUCAAAAAUGUCAAUGGCCCCUUGGUGAUUCCUUUUUUGUUUCUCUCCUUUUUGUUUCUUAUGUUUUUACAAUAGAAGGAGCUAUAUUUUAUCGCGAAAAAAAGAACUUGGUUAUGAGGUGUCUUAGUAACGUGAAAGGAUCUGAUAUGCGAUAUUUUCUCUGAUCUAUUUUUCUCCUUUAGCUCAAGUGACAGCUAAGAGGUCAUCGACACUAUAUCCUACAUCCUCGUGCAGCACAUAAACAAGAUUCUACCUAGAUAGAGGAUAAUAGCCUACGGAUUACGGGGUUUUCCCUCGUUAUUAAAAUAACGCUUUAUUUUUACGAAAAAUACAAAAGAAACUAAAGCUGAAAA